Molecule: messenger RNA, 1637 nt
Organism: Papilio machaon (common yellow swallowtail)
Lineage: Eukaryota; Metazoa; Arthropoda; Insecta; Lepidoptera; Papilionidae
Product: decapping and exoribonuclease protein
Exons: 4
Coding region: 389-1549 (386 amino acids)
Biological process (GO): nuclear-transcribed mRNA catabolic process; NAD-cap decapping
Cellular component (GO): nucleus; cytosol
Molecular function (GO): mRNA 5'-diphosphatase activity
Source: RefSeq, a predicted model, not a curated record
AUUCAAUGAAAUGACCUGAUAUUAUUGCUAUUAAGCAGUGGAUGAUAUACUUGGUGAAUACAAUUAUCAUAAAUGAAUAAAUAUAUUAUUAAUAGUAAUAUAAAAUGAUUAUUAUAUGAUAAAUAAACAUAUGAAUUUGACGAAUCUUUGAAAAGUACAUUCAUAGAGAUGAGAACGAUACCAGCUAAGUGAAGAGAAGGAUAAGUAUAAUUUUGUUAAAAGAUUAAAUAAAUAUACAGAAUACUUUUGUACAUUAAAAAGUAGUACAUACAGUACCACCGUAAGAAAAAGGUCAGGGAGAUUACAAUCUUUGACACUUGUUCAAUGCAACAUCCUCGUAAUGUAAUACGAUCUUUACGAUCAUUAAUAAAACUGUUACUAUAUUCUUAUGUCAACAAUGCAACCUGAACUUCAAACAAAUUCAACAUUGUAUAAAAAAUCUUUUCCAUCAUUUAAAGAACCCAAAAUUAUAGGAUAUGUUGGUUACGAAAAUGUUUUGUUUGCUAAAACUGUAGAAAACAAAGAAGUCAAAUUAGAUUUGGAUUUUUUAAGGAACAAAGCUGUGCUUAAGCCUCAUUGUUUAGAUGUUAAAUUAAAUGAGCUUUUAAAGUUUUUACUACAAAAUGAAAUACGGUUAAAUCUAUGCCUAAAUGAUGUGAUAAAUAAAGCGCAAUUUUUAUGCUAUAGAGGUUUAAUGACUUGUAUUGCAAGUACUCCAUAUGAAAGAAAAGAGGGGUGGAGACUGUUUGCAAUUCUUUUUAAAGGCAACAUUUAUUUAUGUGCAAGAGAAACGGAAGAAAAGCAAAAAAAGAAACAGAAUUUUACAGAACAGGAACAAAAGUUUACAUCAUGGGGAUAUAAAUUUGAGCAAUAUAUUUUAUCAGAAAGUCCUCAUGCUGAGCCCAACCCUAAUUUACCUCUUGAUGAAAAUAAAGAAUUUUCCUUGAUUUUUAAAACACAUUUAAAUAAACAUGAUAUAAUAUAUGGUGCAGAAAUGGAUGGAAUUCGAUGUGAUAAAACUAGUGUAGAAUCACCUCCGGACAUAGAUGAUGGAAAAGAUGUUAUUAUAAACUAUUUGUCAAAACAGAAGUUUAUAGAAUUGAAAACUAACAGACAUAUUGAAUUUCCCCAUCAGGAAAGAAACUUUAGGUUUUUCAAAACAAAAAGAUGGUGGUUGCAGUCAUUUCUUGCUGGUGUCAAUACAAUUUUAUGUGGAUUUAGAAAUGAUGAGGGUAUUGUUGAAGAAUUAAAAGUAUUUGAAGUAAAUGAUCUACCAAAAAUGUCACAGAGAUUCUGGAAUCCAAAUGUCUGUUUCAAUUUCUUAGAAAACUUUUUGACAUAUGUUAAAGAAUGUUUAACACGAGAAAUACGACAUAAAUAUGGAGAAAGGGCUUUACAUAAAAUACAUGCACUUCCCUUGAUAAGCUUGCAUUUUGAAUGGAACCCAGGUUCACCAGUUCGUGUGACAGACAAUUACGUAUAUGAAGAUGAUCCGAUAUUGCCGAGUUGGUUUACCGAAAAUUUUAUGACCUUUAGAUACGACGAAUGAUGAGCAUUCGGUGAGCUUUGUUGUAAGAAAUAAUAUAAUUUAAUAAUUCAGUAAAUGUUUUCAUCUUUUUUAUGUACGAUUCAUUUAU